Molecule: messenger RNA, 1467 nt
Organism: Schistocerca piceifrons (Central American locust)
Lineage: Eukaryota; Metazoa; Arthropoda; Insecta; Orthoptera; Acrididae
Product: 15-hydroxyprostaglandin dehydrogenase [NAD(+)]-like
Exons: 7
Coding region: 113-886 (257 amino acids)
Cellular component (GO): cytoplasm
Molecular function (GO): oxidoreductase activity, acting on the CH-OH group of donors, NAD or NADP as acceptor
Source: RefSeq, a predicted model, not a curated record
GGAGAAACGGGGGGAGGGGUUCAUUUGUUCAACUGGCCACCUACCGCCGCCAGUUUCGGCAUUUCAGUUGCCUUCCGUCGAAUCAUCGAUUCAGCAGCACAUCUCUCUAUAGAUGGAUCCCUCUGGCAAAGUAGCUCUCGUCACCGGGGGAGCUGGGGGCCUGGGGCGGGCCUUCGCCAAGGCGCUGCUCACUGCAGGAGCCAAGGUGGUGAUAUCUGAUGUGGACCCAGCGGUUGGCCAGAAAGUGGUAGAGGAAUUCGAAAGCGAAUUCGGGAAGAACAAGAUAAUUUUCGUGAAGGCAGAUGUCACAAAGUCGUCAGAGCUGGAAGAGGUCUUCAAAGCAGCCAAAUCAACAUUCAACCGUCUGGACAUCGUGAUCAACAAUGCUGGCAUCAUGCGUGACUGUGUGUGGGAGAAGCAGGUGGACAUCAACGUGAAAGGCGUGGUGUACGGCCUGCUGCUGGCGUACAAGUACAUGGGCAAGCAGAACGGCGCUGCCGGCGGGGUGGUGGUCAACCUGUCUUCUCUGGCCGGCCUCGAGACCACCCCUUUCCUGCCCAUCUACUGCGCCACGAAGCACGGUGUAACAGCACUCACGCGUGCCUACGGGGACUCUGUACACGCGGACGUGACUGGUGUGUCGGUGGUGGCGGUGUGCCCCGGGCCUGCGGACACGCCACUCAUGAACGACGCCCAGCAGUACCUGCUGCACGACUACCUGGCACCCGUACUCGCGGAAGCCAUCAAGGUCGCGGGCACCUACAACAAACCAGAGUUCAUCGCAGAGGGCCUGAUGCGCGCCAUCCGGGAGGGUGAGUCGGGCUCGCUGUGGCUGGUCCACGAUGGGGACAUCAGCCAGGUGACCAUGAGCGUGCAGAAGAAGUGACCGCACCGGCAGCUCAACUCCACGCCGUCAGCAGCUUCAUCCUCCCAAGUCCCACACUCGUGCUGGUUCCCGCGCGCUCACCUUUCCAACAGUCUAGCAGCAUAAAAUAUUCUACACAUUGGCCUCCGAAUGCUGCUGUAAUCAUUUCCUGAUCGACACUGGCAAUCCAGUUCCGUCUACAAAGCAUCCACAAACCAAAAACUUUGCUCGAUCCAGAGACAUCUGUGGUUAGUGAAGAAUUGGAAACCCCCAUUUGUAAGAUAACCAUCCGAUACUGCGAUAAACAUAGUUCAGGAUCCUGUGGCGGAGAGAUGUCCACCUGCAGCUGACCCACUGAGGCAUUUCGUCACGUGUCACACAGGCAAUCGACUUUCCUGACUCAUUUGACAAACUUAGAUGGUAACUGUUGCUAAUGGUACUCCUGGUAUUCACAUGAAGCAAGACACUAAUCUUCUCCAUUUUCUGCGUAUUCUGCAAUGUUCUUUCUUCUGGUUUAUAUCCUAUAUGUAAAUUCAAAAUCUACAUGUUUUGUAUACUAUGUGAUAUAGUAGCUGCUGAUGGUAUUGGCUGCACUCGUGUGA